GCAUCCGCAUUACCUCAUGUACGACGAGGACGGGUCCGCGGCGGACCAGAAGCUGGAAGUGGACGAGCGAGGUGUAAUCGAGGCGAGCAGUAUGGUAAAUCCCGAGCAGGUGAUGGCAGCUGCCACCGGUGGCAUCGGCGUGGGAGUUGGCAUCGGAGUAGGUGGACCAGGCACAGCUACCGGAAGUGGUACCGGACUCACCGGCUAUUGGCAACACGCGACCACCGCCACUAGUUACUGGCCGUCGCUAUUUGACUGUUGGACGACGCCGCCGAUCGCAUCCGGUUCGCAGACGCUGUCCUUGCCGCGGGACGAUGAUUGAGGCCAGUAGAAUUUUAUUAAAUUACCGUUUUAGCGUUGCCUUGAUCCUCUCGCGAGAUCUCGUUUCGUUCAGUCAAAUGUCGACUGUUUGACGCCUAAACUAAUAUGGCUCGCAGAUUGCGUUUGUAUUUCUGUCGGAAACCGGUUACAAAAAUACUUAUAGUUCUAGUAUGUUUACUAGAAUUCUCGUACCUCUGCGGGAAAUUGAUUGUGAAAUAUAUAAAUCGGAAAAGUUUCUUACAUGUCUCACUCAUGUGUUCUUAUUAUUAAAUUCAUAAAGGCACAGAGACGCUUUCAAUUUGUUAAUCAGUGCUCGAAUGGAAUCGGAUAAAUAAUGCAAGUUUUGUAUGACAGAAUUAGAAAUAUUUUUUUUUUGUAAAUCCACCACGUGACUGAUAAUUUCCGUUAUCGGAAUUUUCGUGAAAAUUGAGAAUGGAUGAUGGGAGAAACGGUAAGGAAUCAGUGUCUGCUACAAUGGUUAACAGAACGUUACAGUCGAGAACAUUUGCUUAUGUUGUAUGUAAAUAUGAGGAAUUACGCGAGCAAUCAACUACGUCGGUCGUAUUUGAGAAAUUACAAGUUCGGCGAGUUCAGUGGAUAUUCUUCAAGGUAAAUAAACGUUGAUGGAGUACAAAUAUUAAACUUCCGCCGCGAUGAAAAACAUGUUUAACUCCCGAUUUUCUUUCUAAUAUUGUUUAUUCGACAAAUAUUAUAUAUUCAUUAUUAACG
Molecule: messenger RNA, 1050 nt
Organism: Cataglyphis hispanica
Lineage: Eukaryota; Metazoa; Arthropoda; Insecta; Hymenoptera; Formicidae
Exons: 1
Coding region: 17-322 (101 amino acids)
Source: RefSeq, a predicted model, not a curated record